Molecule: messenger RNA, 2022 nt
Organism: Zea mays
Lineage: Eukaryota; Viridiplantae; Streptophyta; Magnoliopsida; Poales; Poaceae
Exons: 7
Coding region: 1-2022 (673 amino acids)
Source: RefSeq, a predicted model, not a curated record
AUGGAUAAAACUGUAUCAUUGCCUUGCAGCAACGAUGGUGGAGUGCCAGAAGAAACAGGGAUGGAGAAAGUACUUUCUGAUCUGCGUGCGCUCAAGAAGCUAUACGGGCUGCUCCAAAGGUUAGAUGAGACGUCCAAGGCCCUUCUGAAGAAGUUGCUCGAUGGUGCUACCCGCCUUGCUCUACUGAGCAAGAGCAACUCAUUUUUAAUCUUAGAUCUUACUACCGCUUCUGAUUCGGUGAUUCCGUUCUCUCUUGGUCUGACUCUGACGUCUCCGAAGAAAACAGAUCAAACAACGCCGUCGAGUUCAUCGUUUCUUAGCAACGAAUUGCCCGAAGAAGCGGAGACGACGGAGGAGAUUUCGUCUGAUCUGCAGGCGCUCACGAGACUAUACAUGCUGCUUCACAAGGGUGUUGCUGCAGAUGAAGAUUUAGAUGAGGCAUCCAGGGCUCUCCUGAUGAAGGUACUAGGAGAUGCCACCCAGGACGCUGUGCGGAGGCAGGCAAAGAUGUUAUCAGGUUCUCUAGUGUCCCCAGCGCUAGAGAGAGAGCUCUCCAUGCGAUCAGACUGCCGGACAGGGCAUGCCGAUCCGCGCCUGAGGCCAGUGGCGUCACCCAGUCCCAGACCCAGCCUCCUGGCCAGUGAGCGAUCGCGCCAGCUUAACCUGCAACACUCUACGGUGUCAAGCCGAUCCGGCCUCCACGCCGACGGCCUUCACCAUGCAGCGGAAGAGCCUGAAGAGCCUACCCUUGCCCUUGCUCGCCUCCCCUUCAAUCGCUCGUCGAGAACCACGUUGCCGGCAGCACGGCAUCGUCCAAGCCAAGAGCAACGGCACUCCAACCUCAGCCUCCACUGGUUCUCCGUGGCUGGAACGUCGAGACAUGGCACGGUGACCGGAAGUACUCCGUUUGCCAACCGCCGGGACAGUAUCUAUCGCAGCUCUGGCCGUGGUGACCAGUGGGCGCUGGAAAGCAGCAGCAGGCGGCGUUCCGUGUCGCGUGAGCUGUCUCUGGGGCAAUCGUCAAGGCUGCAUGGCCGCGCCACCAUCCCGCGGCACGUGGGAGCGGAUAGCUCCUCCUCGGUGCCUCUCUUCGAGAGGCUGGACUCUGGGCUGUCCGUGAGCAUGGCGUCGCUUCAUGGCGUGGAGCGUGCCGGACGCGGCGUGGCUACGCCGGAACGCUCUUCCUCGAGCAACACGGUGGCGACCAUUCGAAGCCGCAUCAGAACAAGCAGCACUCCUUUCACGGAGCGCUCCCUGCGCCGAUCAGCAGUACAAGGGAGGACUCCACGUUCACGCGGGAGGCAACAAGGCAGCGACGACGUUUCCAGCGAGGACAUGUACCGCAGCAUGUACAGCGGUAGCAGAAGCUCAUCGUGCGCCGCCUCCAGAAGCCCGACGCCGCCGGCGCCGGCGCCGGCGCCGCGUGCUUUUGCUAACCCCUACUACUACUCGCCGCCGGUGGUGACACGGGGCGUUGCUCCGCCGGUGUACGCACCUGAGCAGGUGUCGCGCUCAACGAGGAGGCGUCGUCGACAGGAAGUCCUGGACAAGCGGGUGGCGCGGCUGCGGAUGCUCAAGGACAAAAUCGGCGCGGUGUUCCAUCACCGCCACGACCAUCACCACCACCACCACCUCGGGGGCGGCCAGGAGGAGGGCCCCUCGUCCAGGUCCAGGAGCGUCGUCCGCGGCGCGGGCCACAACUCGCCGUGGCAGUUCCUUACGAGCAUGUUCCACCGCGCGAUGGAAGGGAAAGAUAAGAGCACGAGGAUCCGAACGGCGGUAGGCGUGCCGGCGGAGAAGAGGCGCGGCGGUGGCGGGAACAUGCGCGCUCUCUUUGACGCGGUCCGGCGGCACCUGAAGGGAAAGCGGAGGGCACCGGCGGCAGGCAUAAAGCUGAGGAGGAAGGCCAGCCUGAGCCGGGUGCGGGCCAAGAAGAUGCAUUGGUGGCAGCGGCUGAGGCGGCGGCGCGGCAUGGCAGGGCUGACGGCGGGCAGUAGACCACGGCGCCGUUUAGGACAUUGA